Messenger RNA from Erythranthe guttata (spotted monkey flower), 1172 nucleotides. NCBI's taxonomy places the organism in Eukaryota, Viridiplantae, Streptophyta, Magnoliopsida, Lamiales, Phrymaceae. The record is from RefSeq and is a predicted model, not a curated record.
UUAUCUGAAGAAGAAGAAAUAGAAGCAAACCGGUUCGGCAUCGCUCGAAUAAUGUUGGAGAAGUUGGUUUGGAGGCAGCUCAAGACAUGACAAAGAGGAGGUUGCGAAGAUUGCUCUUUUGGCUUCAACCAGUUCAUCUUUCUUCUCUCUGUUCCCUAAAAAACCUACUGUUUGGUAUACGUAAUAUACACACAUAUAUUUAUAUUAUAUAAUAUAUAAUUGUUUUUAUUUGUAUUUUUUUUAAUUGAGAAUUGUGCUUAUUUGUAGGGUUGGAAAGAAGUACAAAUCAAGUACGUGCAGAAUCCCUGCGGCUGAAACAGGUCCCGGUUUAUAGAAUGAAAUGCAGUGAUUGGCAUCCCCUUGUGAGGUCUGACGUGGCAGAUAGGAGUGUUAAUUUAUUCUUUUUAAAUAAAGCUGAUGCUCAGUAUUUAGCUGCAGAUUACAGCACCUUAAAAAUCGCCAGGGAGCUAGGUGGCGUUCAACUCACUAAGGUUCCACUUGCCGAGAUUAUUGAACUUGAGGAAGUAGGGUUCAAUAGGCAGAUGUCAUCUAUUUGUAAUUGGUUGGUCGGAGAUUUUUUACCUAUGUUUGCGCCGUAGUCGGUUAAUAGGUUUGUGAGAGAUAAGGUUGCCGAUCCACGUGUUUAUAUUAGGUUGGUUCCUGAUAUGUCUGAAGUUAAAAACGCCCUUCAGGAAAGAAAGAAGGCUGGUUUUAGUAGUGAUACCUUUUCAGGGGUUCCCGUCUUCCAGUCAGAUGCUUUAAAAAUGAGAGUCGGUGGAAGCCCGAAUAGCCCUUCGCCUGCUUUCUUUAGAAAGGCCGACCUAGAAAAAGCUCUAUGUAACGAAAAACAAACGAAUAUAGAGACAGGGCUUAUACAGGUGACUGCUCUGGAAGAUAUAAUACAAGAAAUGAAGGAUUGCUCAUCGUCCAAGUGGAACAAUGUUAUCCUUGUGCCUCCCGGUGGAAAACUCUGAGAAAUUAUCACUUAUUUUUAUUUUAUAAUUCAAUACUGGAACAUAAUUGAAGGGUGAUUGUUAUAAUCAAAAUAAGAGGGGUUUUUUCGUAAUCUGACUGGACUUUAGCCUAAUAUAUAGUUAGAUAUUGAUUCUGCGCACUGCAAUUUGAUUCUUCUUGUGUUAAGAUAUUUACUGAUUAAAAAAGUAGUGUUUAAU